ACUCCUCCUACUACAACUACACCCACACCACCAACUACCACAACUACACCUCCAACUACAACCACACCAACACCUCCGACUACCACAACUGCACCUCCAACUACAACAACUACAACCACACCUCCGACUACAGCAACCACUCCUUCUACUACAACUACACCCACACCUCCGACUACCACAAGUAUAACCACAAUCUCAUCGACUACUUGCAUUCCAGGUACCACAUGUGCGUGGUCAGGCUGGUAUGAUGUGGAUGAUCCAAAGGACAAAAGUGAUUGGGAAACAUACGAAAACAUCACAGAUAGUGGUCUUCAAAUAUGUGAAAAUAUUAAAGAUAUUGAGUGUAGAGCAGUAGAUUACCCGGACAAAACCUUUGAUGACUUUGUGGCUCAAACUGGCCAAGUUGUUACUUGUGAUCAGGACAUUGGUUUAAUAUGUAGGGCAGAAGACCAGACCAGACCACCAAGAAAGUGCUUUGACUAUGAGAUCAGGGUAUAUUGUUGCAACAUAUGUUCAACAACCACACCGCCUAGUACUACGACUACAUCGACACCUCUGAUUACUACAACCACACCAACACCUUCGACUACCACUACUACAACCACUCCUCCUACAACUACAACUACUCCUCCUACUACAAUUACACCCACACCACCAACUACCACAACUACACCGCCUACUACAACAACUACUCCGCCUACUACAACUACAACCACACCUCCGACUACCACAACUACCCCUCCAACUACAACCACACCAACACCUCAGACUACAGCUACAACUACACCUCCUACAACGACAACUACUACUCCUACUACAACAACUACGACUACACCUCCUACAAGUACAUCUACUCCUCCUACUACAACUACACCCACACCACCAACUACCACAACUACACCUCCAACUACAACCACACCAACACCUCCGACUACCACAACUGCACCUCCAACUACAACAACUACAACCACACCUCCGACUACAGCAACCACUCCUUCUACUACAACUACACCCACACCUCCGACUACCACAAGUAUAACCACAAUCUCAUCGACUACUUGCAUUCCAGGUACCACAUGUGCGUGGUCAGGCUGGUAUGAUGUGGAUGAUCCAAAGGACAAAAGUGACUGGGAAACAUACAAAAACAUCACAGAUAGUGGUCUUCAAAUAUGUGAAAAUAUUAAAGAUAUUGAGUGUAGAGCAGUAGAUUACCCGGACAAAACCUUUGAUGACUUUGUGGCUCAAACUGGCCAAGUUGUUACUUGUGAUCAGGACAUUGGUUUAAUAUGUAGGGCAGAAGACCAGACCAGACCACCAAGAAAGUGCUUUGACUAUGAGAUCAGGGUAUAUUGUUGCAACAUAUGUUCAACAACCACACCGCCUAGUACUACGACUACAUCGACACCUCUGAUUACUACAACCACACCAACACCUUCGACUACCACUACUACAACCACUCCUCCUACAACUACAACUACUCCUCCUACUACAAUUACACCCACACCACCAACUACCACAACUACACCGCCUACUACAACAACUACUCCGCCUACUACAACUACAACCACACCUCCGACUACCACAACUACCCCUCCAACUACAACCACACCAACACCUCAGACUACAGCUACAACUACACCUCCUACAACGACAACUACUACUCCUACUACAACAACUACGACUACACCUCCUACAAGUACAUCUACUCCUCCUACUACAACUACACCCACACCACCAACUACCACAACUACACCUCCAACUACAACCACACCAACACCUCCGACUACCACAACUGCACCUCCAACUACAACAACUACAACCACACCUCCAACUACAGCAACCACUCCUUCUACUACAACUACACCCACACCUCCGACUACCACAACUACCACAACUACACCUCCAACUACAACCACACCAACACCUCCGACUACCACAACUGCACCUCCAACUACAACAACUACAACCACACCUCCGACUACAGCAACCACUCCUUCUACUACAACUACACCCACACCUCCGACUACCACAACUACCCCUCCAACUACAACCACACCAACACCUCAGACUACAGCUACAACUACACCUCCUACAAUGACAACUACUACUCCUACUACAACAACUACGACUACACCUCCUACAAGUACAACUACUCCUCCUACUACAGUUACACCCACACAUACCACUACCACAACUACACCUGCAACUACAACAACUAUGACCACAAUUACAACUAUCACAACUACACCUCCUCCUACCACAACUACUCCUCCUACUACAACCACACCAACACCUCCGAAUACCACAUCUACACCUCCUACUACAACCACACCAACACCACUGAGUACAACAACUACACCUCCAAUUACAACAACUACAAAUAAACCUCCGACUACCACAACUACACCUCCAACUACAACAACUACAACCACACCUCCGACUACCACAACUACACCUCCAACUACAACAACUACACCCACACCUCCGACUACAGCUACAACUACACCUCCUACAACGACAACUACUACUCCUACUACAACAACUAUGACUACACCUCCUACAAGUACAACUACUCCUCCUACAACAACUACACCAACACCUCCGACUACCACAAAUACACCUCCUACUACAACAACUACGACUACACCUCCUACAACUACCACCACUCCUUCUACUUCAAGUACACCAACACCUCCGACUACCACAACUACACCUCCUACAACAAUAACUUCAACUACACCUACUACAACUACUUCUCUUCCUCCACCAGACUGCCCUGAUUGGGGUGUUUCACAAAAUGAGACCUUCUAUUUGUGCAACUGCACCAUGGCCAGAUGCAUAGAGAACAACACAAUAGAAAUUGUUCCAUAUGAAUGUCCACCGCUUCAAAACAUAACUUGCACCAAUGGAAAGAAACCAGUUCUGGUGUAUGACGAGUACUACUGCUGUCAAUAUUAUACUUGCGACUGCGUAUGUGAAGGGUGGGGAGAUCCACAUUACAUCACGUUUGAUGGACUUUACUACAGUUAUCAAGGAAACUGUACUUAUGUUUUGAUGAAAGAGAUUUUACCAAUACAUAACUUGGAGAUUUAUAUUGACAAUGUCUUUUGUGAUCCAACUGAAGAUGUUUCUUGUCCACGAUCGAUAACAGUAUCAUAUGUAUCACACGUCAUCACACUCAUUAAUCAUAAUCUUAUUGGAGCUGCACAGCUGGAGGUACUGAAAAAUGGAGAAAGUUUGAACCUACCUUAUUCUCAACAAGGUGUUAAGAUCAUGAAUUCAGGCCUUAACCUGAUUUUAGAGAUUCCUCGACUAAAAGUAGUUAUUACAUUUGGAAUAACAGGCUUCAGUGUAACUCUUCCAUUCCAGUACUUUGGCAAAAACACACAGGGACAUUGUGGAACAUGCAACAAUAACCAGGCUGACGACUGCAUGUUGCCCGGAGGUAAGCUGGUGGAAAGCUGUGCAGUGAUGGCUGACUAUUGGCCUGUUGAAGACCUUUACCAGCCCAACUGCCCAACACCACCUGCACUACCUACCAGUGCACCUGAACCACCACCUACCUUAGCUCCAUGCAAACCAGACUCCAUGUGUGACCUACUUAAAGCUAGUCUCUUUGCAGAGUGCCAUCCAUUUGUCUCUCCAGAAAAUUUCUACAGAGGUUGCAUUUUUGAUAGCUGUCACGUUUCAAAUCCAACAGUGGAGUGCACAAGUUUACAGACUUAUGCUGCAGCCUGUGCUCAGGCUGGAAUUUGCAUUUACUGGAGGAACCACACCACACUGUGUGCUGGUGAAUGCCCAUUAGGCAAAGUUUACAAGCCUUGUGGUCCUGCAGAACAGCCAACCUGUGAGGACAAUCCAAGUGGACAAACUAUGAACUACACUACAGAGGGCUGCUUUUGUCCUGAUGGAAUGAAACUUUUCAACCAGGAGUCUGGAAUAUGUGUUGAAAAAUGUGGAUGUCUUGAUCCUGAGGGCAUUCCUCGUGAGUUCAAUGAAAGAUUUGAGUACAAAUGCCAGGACUGCAUCUGUGAAGAAUCCACCAAGACUGUGACUUGCAAGUCUAAGGUGUGCCCACCACCACCGGCCACUACAAACUGCUCUGCCCCUGGGUUUGUCCUUGUCAACCAGACCAGUCCAUCAGACCCCUGCUGUUCUACCUAUGUUUGCCAAUGUCAACCUAACACUUGCCCAGUCAGCAAUAUGAACUGUCCAAUUGGAUAUAAGCCAGUUGUCAGUGUCCCUGAUGGAAAAUGCUGUGCAGAACAUACAUGUGAACCUAAAAGAGUUUGUGUUCACAGAGAAACUGAAUACCAGCCUGGUUCUUCAGUUCCUGUGAUUGCAUGUCAGGAUUGUACCUGUGCCAAUGAGAUUGACCCAAAAUCUGGUCUAUUAAAAAUAAUUUGUGUGUUUCAACAAUGUAAAGAAAGCUGUGAACUGGGAUAUGAAUAUGUGGAAAGUGAUUCUGAUGAAUGCUGCGGGAAGUGUGUACAGACACACUGUGUUGUCAACAAUAAUGGAACCAAACAACUUUUGACUCAAGGAGAAACCUGGUCACCACCGGGGAAUAAAUGUGAACAUUACACCUGUGUCAAGAAUGGUGAGACUUUAACAGCAAGCCAUUCACAGACUGUCUGCCCACCAUUCCAAGAGAGCAACUGCCAACCUGACACGAUUCAAACUGCAGCAAACGGCUGUUGCAAAAUUUGUGUGGAGAAGGAGAAGGGAUGCAAGUUAAUGUCCAUGAAAACCCAUAUUACAGUCAAUGGUUGUCAGUCUGCCCAGGAGGUAGAUAUGCCAUAUUGUGAAGGAUCCUGCAACACUUACACCAUGUACUCUGAAGCAGCAGCAGCGAUGGAGCAUUCCUGCUCAUGCUGUAAGGAGAUAAACUUCAGCAAUCGCACUGUAGACCUGGUCUGCUUGAAUGGAGACACGGUCCCCUACACAUACAUGUAUGUGGAGCAGUGUGGUUGUACCAAGACGGACUGCACCAGAGCUGCUGGACAUCAUGUUCGCAGGAAGAGAAGCUUCACACUGCUGUGAUGAAACAGUCCGUCUCCAUUUUCACAGAUGUGACAUACAAUUGUUUCUUCCCAUAUUUUCUUAGAAAUCAUUACAUAUCUUACAAAGUAAUUGCUCUUGUGGUUUGAGUAUUUAUCAACUGAUCAAAAUAAAAAAUUGCAACUCA
Molecule: messenger RNA, 5188 nt
Organism: Oreochromis niloticus (Nile tilapia)
Lineage: Eukaryota; Metazoa; Chordata; Actinopteri; Cichliformes; Cichlidae
Product: mucin-2-like
Exons: 19
Molecular function (GO): protein binding
Source: RefSeq, a predicted model, not a curated record